Messenger RNA from Pediculus humanus corporis (human body louse), 783 nucleotides. RefSeq names its product 3-hydroxyacyl-CoA dehydrogenase, putative. The transcript has a single exon. Lineage: Eukaryota; Metazoa; Arthropoda; Insecta; Psocodea; Pediculidae. The coding region runs from base 1 to 783 and encodes 260 amino acids. The record is from RefSeq and is a predicted model, not a curated record.
AUGGCUGAGGCAAAAAAAUUAGUCGCAAUGGUGGCCGGUGGUGCAGGAAGUCUCGGUUUGGCAACCGUUAAAAAACUUCUCACAAUAGGUUAUAAGGUUGUUUUAUUUGAUUUACCAGCGGCUGAUAAGUUGGUGAAAAAACAUUUCGAAGAAGAAAAAAAUGUCACUUUCGUACCCGGAGACAUAACGUCGGAGGAAGAUGUUAAAAAAGCCAUGGAUUCGAUCGAUAAUACAAAUGGAGAAAAAUUUGAUUUAUUGGUCAAUUGCGCGGGUUUAUCGCAGUGUCAUCAAACGUUUAAUUUCAACAAAAACAGUUGUGCCAGCCUUGAAGAUUUUAAAAAUAUGAUGAACGUGAACGUGUCAGGAACAUUCAACACGGUCCGUUACGCCGCGCAAAAAAUGUUUUUAAACGAUGCCGACGAGGACGGUUUGAGAGGUCUCGUGAUAAACACUUCUGGUUUUUUUGCUUACGACGGUCAAAUCGGUCAAGUCGGAUUGGCGGCCGUUGGCGGAGCCGUCGCAAGCAUGACUUUACCCUUGUGCAGAGAAUUUUCUCCCAUUGGUGUGAGAGUCAUGUCCAUCGCGCCGGGAGUCAUGGAUUCAAAUUUGACGUGUCACUUACCGAAAAACAUUAACGAACAUUUGGGAUUAUGCACGCCCAAUCCGAAGAGAAUGGGUUUUCCAAACGAAUACGCGGAAUUAGUCGUUUCGAUAAUAAAUAAUAAAUUUUUAAACGGUUCGACGAUACGCCUGGACGGCGGACUAAGAAUGUAUUUAAUGUAA